Molecule: messenger RNA, 7944 nt
Organism: Oncorhynchus keta (chum salmon)
Lineage: Eukaryota; Metazoa; Chordata; Actinopteri; Salmoniformes; Salmonidae
Product: ER degradation-enhancing alpha-mannosidase-like protein 3
Exons: 21
Coding region: 860-3430 (856 amino acids)
Biological process (GO): carbohydrate metabolic process; mannose trimming involved in glycoprotein ERAD pathway; endoplasmic reticulum mannose trimming
Cellular component (GO): endoplasmic reticulum; membrane
Molecular function (GO): mannosyl-oligosaccharide 1,2-alpha-mannosidase activity; calcium ion binding
Source: RefSeq, a predicted model, not a curated record
CCACAAAGAACAUUGUAAUCAUAAAUAACUAGUCAUUGUUAUUUGUAGAUCCAGCGAGUCAUAAUUGGACGGUGUUGAUCCUCUCGAACACGGCCAACGUCUUCUUUUCACUUCCUGCCGCCUCGACCAAUAGCGUCACGAGGUAUCCUCAAAGCUCGACGGUUGUAAGUAGACCGCUAGCUAAGUAAGUAGCCCCCAAAGAAGCUUUUUAAUAAGCACCGUCUGAUUUGGUUUCUCCCUGGGGUUUCGACGGUUUGGUUGAAAAAAAAACAACAACAUUUGGGUCGGGAGACAGUCCGUGUAACUGGGUCUGACACGGAAGAGGAGGGUUGUGUUGCAAUACGAAGCAGACAUCACCACUGGCUCCUCUUUGUUAAUUAGCUAGCUAAGUUCGCUAACUAGCCAGCGAAGCUGAUGGGAGUUCCUUCCUGUCAUUUUGAGUAUACGCCUGUUUAUAGACUGGGAAAUCACACUAUAGUGAACAGAAGAGGAGCUUCGUGUGUGAUUCAAAGUAUAUGGACAUAGCUAGAUAGCUUGCAAGCUAGCUACACCCACAGAUGUCUAUUGUGGCAAAGUUCAAUCUCUAACGUGGUUCUCUUGUUAGGCUCGCUAAUUAUUGAUUCUGGCAGGGGUAACAUGCAAGUAACCUGCUUGUUGUUGUCAUUGAGCUAUUUUGACAGCUAAGCCCAUCAACUGUAGUGGAGACAACCAGUUGUCAAGUCUCUGAACUCUAGUGCUUGUCCAUGAGACCACCCCAUGCAGGUUCCGGGAGAAGAAAUGCAUUGGACUAUAUGAUUUUUCAGGGACGUCAUUGAGAGCACAGGAACACCCACUUGUGUACAGACGUGUCAGAGAUGAAAUGGGUGCAAAGCUGUUUUGCUGGCCACAGGGUUCUCCUGGCAUUGCCAUGAUGCUGAGAGCCCUACUCCUUACAGGCCUUCUUAGCUGGGCCAAUGGCCAGGAAGGUCAGGCCAUGUUACCUGAAGAAAAGAGCAAAAUCAGGGACCAGAUCGUUGAGAUGUUCGAUCAUGCCUAUGGCAGCUAUAUGAAAUACGCGUACCCAGCGGACGAGCUGAUGCCCCUGAGCUGCAGGGGGAGGGUGCGUGGUCUGGAGCCCAACAGGGGAGACAUCGACGACUCUCUGGGGAAGUUCUCCCUCACUCUGAUUGACACCCUGGAUACUCUGGUGGUGUUGAACAAGCUGGACGAGUUUGAGGAUGCGGUGAGGAGGACGUUGAGGGAUGUCAGGCUGGACAACGAUGUGGUGGUGUCUGUGUUUGAGACCAACAUCCGAGUCCUGGGGGGCCUGCUGGGGGCACAUACGAUGGCAGACAUGCUCCGUCAGCGGGGGGAGAGGAUGCAGUGGUACAGAGAUGAGCUGCUCCACAUGGCCAAGGAGCUGGGCAACAGACUGCUCCCUGCCUUUAACACCACCAGUGGCCUUCCCUACCCCAGGGUAAACCUGAGGUACGGGGUCCUUAAUCCCCUGUCACGCACAGGCACUGAGUCGGACACCUGUACAGCCUGUGCAGGGACCAUGAUUCUAGAGUUUGCUGCUCUCAGUCGGCUGUCUGGGGAGGCCGUGUUCGAGGAGAAUGCUAGGAAAGCCCUGGACGUCCUGUGGGAGAAGAGACAGAGAGGAAGUGACCUCGUGGGCACAGUCAUUAAUAUCCACAAUGGUGACUGGGUGCGCAGGGACAGUGGUGUGGGGGCUGGCAUUGACUCCUACUAUGAGUACCUGAUGAAGGCUUACGUUCUGCUGGGAGACAACGUUUACCUGGAGAGGUUCAACACUCAUUACAGAGCCAUCAUGAAGUACAUCAGCCAGCCUCCGCUGCUGCUCAACGUGCACAUGCACAACCCCACGGUGAGCGUGCGCAGCUGGAUGGACUCCCUACUCGCCUUCUUCCCCGGCCUGCAGGUUCUGAGAGGAGACCUAAAGCCAGCCAUAGAGACCCAUGAGAUGCUCUACCAAGUCACCAAGCAGCACAAGUUUCUCCCCGAGGCUUUCACCACCGAGUUCAGAGUUCACUGGGGUCAACACCCUCUGAGACCAGAGUUUGCAGAAAGCACCUACUACCUCUACAAGGCCACAGGCGACCCCUACUACCUCAGGGUGGGCCAGUCCAUAGUGGAAAAACUCAACGCCCAUGCCAGGGUACCUUGUGGGUUUGCAGCUGUGCAGGACGUCCGGACGGGGGCCCACGAGGACAGGAUGGACUCGUUCUUCCUGGCGGAGAUGUUUAAGUACCUGUACCUUCUGUUCUCUGAGAAGAACCAGCUUCCCUUCGACAUCGACGACUACAUCUUCACCACCGAGGCCCACCUGCUGCCUGUCUCCCUGUCCACCUCACAGCCCCCUUGGCGGGGCAACAGCACGGAAGCGCCCACUGCCUUGGAGGAAGACCUGUUUACCUACUCCUGCCCCAGCACCCAGACCCUUUUCCCCAACAACCCCUCCUUCGCCAAGACCAUAAGGGACAGCUACAAGUACCUGACUGGGGUGGGCCGAGCCUUCCACGCGUCGCCUGUCAGGGGCAUCGAGCUGCCGCUUCACGACCACGGUAUGGAGCCUGUUGAGUUUCUGAGGAACAUGGGCAUCUCCCUCACCCCACUGAGCGAGGCUGGGGCAACAGGGACACCAGGGGAGGUACAUAAAGGUGUUUACAGGGUGAAACUGGUGGCAGAGGAGGAAGAAGUAGAGCCUCUCCUCGUUCAGCUCAUAUCCCCCCCGUUUCUGAGUAGAACGGUCCUGACUGCAGGACCAGCUAAGUUUGGAAUGGACCUUACCAAGCAGGAGCACGGGGUGAAGGGCAGCAUCGUGAAGACCUCCCCUUACACAGCAUGUGGACCCAUAGAGAAUGCUGAGGAGCUGAGCGGGCACAUUGCCCUGGCACUGCGUGGCGACUGCAUGUUUGCUGCCAAGGCCCACAGGCUACAGGAGGCUGGGGCUAUUGGAGUCAUCUUCAUAGACCACCGGGAGGGGAGUAACAGCGCAGAGACGCCCCUGUUCCAGAUGGUGGGAGACGGAGGGUCCACAACUGACAUCACCAUCCCCCUGGUGUUCCUAUUCAGCCAGGAGGGGGCGCUGCUCACCUCUGCACUGGAGGACCACAGCAACGUAGACGUACUGAUGCUGCCCAAAGAGAGGCGGCUAGGAAAGACAACAGACAAAGCAGACAAGCUCCUGGGGAAGAUGAACAUCAAGUUCCUCCUGGCGGAAGAGGGGGAGCUGGAAGACGGAGAGGCCAGAGGCCCCACCCUGCAGUUUGUCCUGGAGAAGGGAGAGGUAGUGUUGGAGGAAGAGGAGUACAAACAGCAAGGAGACGGCUGCUUGACACCUGGAGACGAUCAUAUGCCAUGUUUCUACGGACAAACUGCUGCCUCGCCUCCCUCCCACAGCGCCAACGACCCCAAUACAGACCCCUGAUCUCAGUUAGGUUCCUCAACCCCCUCCCACUGACCAAGGGCCUGGGCUCCCCAGCACUGAUCCCUGGUCGGUGUCCAGAGGCACGUUGAUGUGCCAGAGAGGGCCCUGCUGCACGCUCUGGACUGGACUGACUCAAAAGGGGACCUUAGCAGUGUGAUAGUCAAUCCCAUUGACUCACUCACUACCCCUUUUAAAAUCUGAAGGUGGUCUCGUACAGUUGACAGGUUAUUGGAACUGCAGUAUUUAUUAAUGUCUAGGAAGGGAUGGGCAUGGGGCAGGUAGCUAGUUAGUCUUACCUUGCUACUGUAGCCUCAAGCCAACUCAGUUGUGUUGUGGAGAUGACCGAUUUAGUCAGAUGAUUGUAAGAGAGAAUUGAUAACAACACAUUUCAGAGAAAUAGCUGAGGUAAGCGUGGGAGGGGAUAUUGGGCUGAUAUAGGAAACCCACUUAGGCCUUUGUGUUUGAGUCUCUGUACUGUAGGCUGGAUUGUGUUGAGCGGCUGCACUGACAAGGGGAUUGCUUUACUGUCCCCUGUAACAAGUUGGUAUCCUGUCAAUUCAGCGACGUGUGAGUGGAUUUACAGUGUGGCUAGUAGUGUUAUUUUGAAGAUGAAUAGGUGAGGAAUGGGCUCUCCUGACCAAAGGGAUGUGUUAACGCUCACAAGAACGCUUUUGGAAAAAGGAUAAGGCGCCAUUUUGGGUGAACCGAUGAGUUCAAUUUGAUUUAUUUUGUACUGGUAACUACAUCAGGGAAAUGUAAGAGUGAAAAAGAUGUGUGUGUGUGUGUGCAAUCGUUCCUACACUACCAAAUCAAUACCUUUUAUCGACCUUAGUCAUGCAUGUUUCAUUUUUCAAAUGUCAGUAGGUUAUGUAAAAACAAUACAUCAGUCCGAUUUCCGCAACAACUAAGAGCAUUGAAGCGCCAGGCUCAACUCUUCCGGCCGUUUUGGGUCCCGUAUAAACCAAGGUGUAACAUGCAGCCGCUCUCAUGCGCAGAUACUGUGUGAGGAGAAAGUCUUGCACUGCGCUUAACUACAUGUUUGUAGUGCUAUAAACCACGGUGUAACAUGCAGCCGCUCUCAUGGAUACUGUGUGAGGAGAAAGUCUUGCACUGCGCUUAACUACAUGUUUGUAGUGCUAUAAACCACGGUGUAACAUGCAGCCGCUCUCAUGGAUACUGUGUGAGGAGAAAGUCUUGCACUGCGCUUAACUACAUGUUUGUAGUGCUAUAAACCACAGUGUAACAUGCAGCCGCUCUCAUGGAUACUGUGUGAGGAGAAAGUCUUGCACUGCGCUUAACUACAUGUUUGUAGUGCUAUAAACCACAGUGUAACAUGCAGCCGCUCUCAUGGAUACUGUGUGAGGAGAAAGUCUUGCACUGCGCUUAACUACAUGUUUGUAGUGCUAUAAACCACAGUGUAACAUGCAGCCGCUCUCAUGGAUACUGUGUGAGGAGAAAGUCUUGCACUGCGCUUAACUACAUGUUUGUAGUGCUAUAAACCACGGUGUAACAUGCAGCCGCUCUCAUGGAUACUGUGUGAGGAGAAAGUCUUGCACUGCGCUUAACUACAUGUUUGUAGUGCUAUAAACCACGGUGUAACAUGCAGCCGCUCUCAUGGAUACUGUGUGAGGAGAAAGUCUUGCACUGCGCUUAACUACAUGUUUGUAGUGCUAUAAACCACGGUGUAACAUGCAGCCGCUCUCAUGCGCGGAUACUGUGUGAGGAGAAAGUCUUGCACUGCGCUUAACUACAUGUUUGUAGUGCUGCUCGUGGCAACGUCAUGACGCUGAGUCUACCAGCUGGUACUCUGCCGAUCUCCACCACUGCCCCUGUGCCACCAGACGGCCUAUAAUGCCAUGCACUUCAGCACACCUGUGUGACUCUUUGUGUGUGUGACUCUUUGUGUGUGUGACUCUUUGUGUGUGUGACUCUUUGUGUGUGUAGUUCUUUGUGGGUGUGUGAAUCUUUGUGUGUGUAGUUCUUUGUGCGUGUAGUUCUUUGUGCGUGUAGUUCUUUGUGCGUGUAGUUCUUUGUGUGUGUAGUUCUUUGUGCGUGUAGUUCUUUGUGUGUGUAGUUCUUUGUGUGUGUAGUUCUUUGUGCGUGUAGUUCUUUGUGCGUGUAGUUCUUUGUGCGUGUAGUUCUUUGUGCGUGUAGUUCUUUGUGCGUGUAGUUCUUUGUGCGUGUAGUUCUUUGUGCGUGUAGUUCUUUGUGCGUGUAGUUCUUUGUGCGUGUAGUUCUUUGUGCGUGUAGUUCUUUGUGUGUGUAGUUCUUUGUGUGUGUUCAUAGAGUUAUCUAGGUAGCUUUAUGAACUAGUCAUGGCUCUAUAACUGUAGAUGUUUUCAAUGAUCACCUUUGUUCAUAGAGGUAUCUAGGUAGCUUUAUGAAUUGAGUCUACCAGCUGGUACUCUGCCGAUCUUCACCACUGCCCCUGUGCCACCAGACGGCCUAUAAUGCCAUGCACUUCAGCACACCUGUGUGACUCUUUGUGUGUGUGACUCUUUGUGUGUGUAGUUCUUUGUGGGUGUGUGAAUCUUUGUGUGUGUAGUUCUUUGUGGGUGUGUAAAUCUUUGUGUGUGACUCUUUGUGCGUGUGACUCUUUGUGCGUGUGACUCUUUGUGCGUGUGACUCUUUGUGUGUGAGUUCUUUGUGCGUGUAGUUCUUUGUGUGUGUAGUUCUUUGUGCGUGUAGUUCUUUGUGUGUGUAGUUCUUUGUGCGUGUAGUUCUUUGUGUGUGUAGUUCUUUGUGCGUGUAGUUCUUUGUGCGUGUAGUUCUUUGUGUGUGUAGUUUGUGUGGACAGUAAGAAUAUUAGACUGUUAUUUUUCUCUGUCUCCAUCUUUCUUUUUGCAUUGUGUGUGUGUGUGUGUGUGUGUGUGUGUGUGUGUGUGUGCGUUAAGAUGCAGCAGCCAUAGCGUUUCUAUUUGUAUGAUCAGAUGCAGUCACUCACAUCCGCGUAUUGUAUCAUUCCUGAGUCUUGAUCUGCCAGGUGUUUUAAUCAUUUCUGCAUGGGUUUUAUAUUUAAUAUAUUUUAAGGUGUAAAAGUGGGUUAUAUUCCCAAUGUCCCUGUGGAAACAUGGGUAUGGUUUGUAUCGAGAAAGUGUUUUGUCAUCACAGAGUACAUGAUUUCUUCACAGUUAAUGUUUUGUGUAGUAGACCUCUCAUUGUUGCUGCUUACUUCACUUGAAGUCUUAAUCCACCACAGCCACCUAUAUACAGUACUUGUUGAUUUCAAGGCAAAGUCCAUCUGUAUCUAUGGUUUUUGUGGCCAUUACUGUUCACUCAGAGAAGAAAUGGACAUUAAAAAUUAUUUGUCUUUUUGGGGUAUUUAUUAAGGACAUUUUGGAAAUGUUGACUGAUCGGGAUAACUGAAGCUCAAAGUGCCAAAGUGAUUAUUUCUGAUAGUAGUAUCAGAUAAUGUACUUUGUCUUUUGAGAAGUAUUAUUUGAGUGCUGAAGCACCUGAUCUUGUCAAUAAAUUAAGAAUCAUGAUCUUAGUUUUUCUUCAUCCCUCAACAAAAUAUUACAAUGUAGAUGUUUUCAAUGAUCACCUUUGUUCAUAGAGUUAUCUAGGUAGCUUUAUGAACUAGUAAUGGCUCUAUAACUGUAGAUGUUUUCAAUGAUCACCUUUGUUCAUAGAGUUAUCUAGGUAGCUUUAUGAACUAGUCAUGGCUCUAUAACUGUAGAUGUUUUCAAUGAUCACCUUUGUUCAUAGAGGUAUCUAGGUAGCUUUAUGAACUAGUCAUGGCUCUAUAACUUUUGCAUGAAUGAGAUUUCAUUCUAUGUCUGUAACGGGGGUCUUAGUGAUGUAACACAAAAUAAUUAAUUCCAAGAUGACGUCAAUGGCCAUUAAGUGUCAUUUGUGGUCAUGACGACCACCACCUUUUGUUUGUGGGGAUUCAACCAUACUCCGACUUGGAUUUUUGGAUGAAAGCGACCAAAUUUGGAGCCCAGUAUCCGCUCAAAGGGAACUACUGGGAGCCCCAACCAUAUGUGUCCCAAGUGACACCCUAUCACCUAUGUGCUCCACUUUCAACCAAGGCCCAUCAACCGUAGUGCACUAUAUAGGGUGCCAUUUGGGAUGCACACAAUGUAUCACUUCACACAGAACAAAAACAGACUUUUGACUUUACAGAUGCGUGUGUGUGUGUGUAUUAAGGUUUACUCUAACCAUAGAUGUUGCCUUAAGGAAUAAAUUACAAGACCGUGUGCUUCGUAGCUUCUCAAUGAGCCAGGAUCCAGGUAUAUUUUUCAUUUAGUUCAGUAUAGGGUUGCACAUUUUGGGGAAUAUUGUGGAAACUUUCUGUGGGAAUGAAUGAAUGGGAAUAUGCUAAUGAAUAUUAAUACCAUUUAAUUGUAGAUGUUUUUUGCAUUGGAUAUAUUUACCAUAUCAUAUGGACACAAACAUAAACCUUUAACCUUUUCAUAAGUAGACAAUUGCAAAUGUUUUAAUCCUUCCAAAAUAUAUAUUUUUUAAUUAUUUAUUUACAAAUCUAACUUGAAUUAAAUGAGUUGACUCUU